UUCUAAUUAAGCGAACAUAAAAAUCAAAAAAUUAAAUUCUAGCAGAGAUUGUUUUUCUCUUGGAAUGUUGGGAAGGAUGGCCAGCUCAAUGGCCAAGAUAAAAAAUGGAGUCACUGAAGACAAGGCAAAAGAAGAAAAUGGUGAAAUUUUUCUGGAAAUUGUUGGUAAUUCUCAAGAUGGAGAAUUUGACAUAAUAAUAGGACACUUGCAAGAUAUUAUAAUUGACGAGGAGUUUCUGGCUCUCCAGCACUCGUUUAUGGAUGAACAUUACCAUUACUUUGAAGAUGUCGAAGAGAAUAAGCUAAUAUACACGGACAUACAAAAGAAAUAUACUGAGCUUGUUGAAAAACAUAUAGAGACUCAGUUAGAGAUGAGAAUACCUCAUUUUGACAUGACUAAAUUCUUACAAUUACUAGAGUCAAAGAAGUCUGAAAUUCCAGAGGAAAUAUUUGAAAUUCUUCUCUCUUUCACUGACUUUCUGACAUUUAAACAAAUGUUCUUGGAUUAUAAAGCUGAUAAAGAGGGAUUGGUUCCUGAUCUUGGUGGCUUAAUAAUCAGUUCACCAUUUGAUGCUUCUAGAUAAAGGAAACUGAUUGAUAUACAUGUACAUACAUGAAUGUCUUCACUCUCUAUCUCUCACUUUCUUCUCUUAAAUAACACAUGACAUGGCAACGUGCUUCACUAUUAUUAUUAUUAUUAUUAUUAUUAUUUAUUGUUAUAUCAUUUUAAAAUUAAAAUUGAUUACAAUCUCCUAGCCUUGUGUUGUCAUUU
This is a messenger RNA of Amphimedon queenslandica, 771 nucleotides long. Its product is annotated as ADP-ribosylation factor-like protein 2-binding protein. Gene Ontology annotation, biological process: maintenance of protein location in nucleus; positive regulation of tyrosine phosphorylation of STAT protein. NCBI's taxonomy places the organism in Eukaryota, Metazoa, Porifera, Demospongiae, Haplosclerida, Niphatidae. The transcript has 7 exons. Gene Ontology annotation, cellular component: mitochondrial intermembrane space. The record is from RefSeq and is a predicted model, not a curated record. Bases 65 to 583 code for a protein of 172 amino acids.